CUUGACAUGGAACAUUUAUCAGGAGACAACUAGAAUAUAAAAGGACCAGGAAGAAAUAAACCCACCAGUAGAAGUGACGACGUGCAAUUGAUAAACGUGUACAAGUGUGUUUCAUGAAAGUUUCGUACAAUGAAAGGUGUCACUAUACUUUUGCUCGUCUUACUUGUUCACACGUUUGACGCCCAUAAUAAACAUGAGGGACGGAUGACAAAGCUAGAAAAAAAGCACACUUUGAAGAGGGAAGCAGCAGUUGAGAAAAUCCGCAAAUUGUAUGAAAAACUUGAUGAAAAAGACAGUGAAGAAAGUGAAAGAAGAAAACCUCCAAAUAUUUCGAAUUUGCCAGCGUGGAAACGCAAGCCAGAUUCUUCUGAUAGCGAUUGCGACUCCUCCAGUACGAAAGAUUCUUCUAAUUGUGAGUCAUCAAGUUCAACAGAUGAAAUCAGGUCCUCAAAAUCACGUUUACACAAACAAUCAAACAGCAAACAUGAGAAAUAUGAUUCAAGACGACAAAAAAAAGGAGAUCAUGCGAUAGGGCAUAAAGCAACACUAAACUUACUUGAAAAUUUCGAGGAACAAUUCAAACGCCUUUUAAAAAAACUAAUACCAAGAGUCAAAGAAAGAAUACAUAUAAUACAAAUGCUUAAAUACCACAGAAUAGAGUCAUGUCAAUCCCUCUCGCCAUUACAAUUCUUUUAUAAAAGACUCUAUGAAUAUAAUAAAGCUAGAUAUAUGGCGUGGAGGAAAAAGUUGGAGAUAAGAAAUUAUAUAUUAAGCCACAUGAAUCAUUUGGAUGCAGAAGCGAUAAUGCGUAAAUGCAACAUCCAACGAAAUAUUCCUUACGCCCUUCGUCGUGCCCAAAUGAAAAGAUGCAUAAAUGUUUACGCCUCAAUUAACAAGAUAUUUAAAAUUGUAACAAAACUACCUCGGCCAAGUUUAAAUCCAGCUGAUGAAAUACUGUGGCUGUGUAAUAAAACAUCACUACAUAAGUUAUCAACAACAGUAGAAAAAAAUAGCAAGGACACAGAAACAACUGCAAAAAUUACUACACAAGCUGAUGCUGACAAUUAUCCAUCGCCAAUAACAGAACCAGAAAGUAAAAAUCACACAAGUACUACAGAAUCAACAAGGCAUCGGGGAUCAAUCAAGGCACCUUCGUCCACAACUACUAGUAAAGAAACAGAGAACACCACCACAAGCAGAAUAUCCAUCAUUUCAAGUGCUGUUGAAACCACAACUGAAGCGACCAACACAAUACAAAGUCAUAUCACAACUACAAGCAGUAGCACUAAGCCAUCGUCUCUAACACAUAGAAAAAGACUAACAACCAGCUCAGUUCCCACUGAACAACCGUCACCUACAAUCAUUAUUCAGAACAAAAAUAGAACCCCGUCCAGGGAAAGACCAAAAACUUGGAGCGGUGCUCCAACCACAAAUGCAGGAACUGCCACGAUAGAAGGCCAAAAAAAGACUAUAAUUAGUAACAGUAAGCCAUCAUUAGUAACAACUGUUAAAACGAUAGUGAACAGAUCAAAUGAAGACACGCCAACAUCAAAUAUUAUUCAGGAAAGAAUAACCACCCUCUCGAAGGAAAGACCUGCCGCUUGGAGCAGUGCGCAUAAUACAAAUAAAGGACCUGCCACAGUACCGAGGAAAGAAAAGGUUAUAAUCAAUGGCAGCAAGCCAUUAUCACUAACAACUGCUACGACGUUGCGGCAUACAAGUAUACGCGGAUCAACCCAUAGUCCAGGACCAACUGAACACACGUCAUCUGCAAAUGUUAUUCAGGAAAGAAUAAGCACUCUGCCGAGGGAAAGACCUACCGCAUGGAGUAGUGCUCAUACUACAAAUAAAAGACCUGCCGCAGUAGCGAGCGAAGAAGAGGUUAUAAUCAGUGACAAUGAGCCAUCAUUACUACCAACUGCUAAAACGAUAGGGCAUACAAAUACAGGCGGAUCACCCAAUCAUCCAGGACCAAGUGAACACACGUCAGCUGGAAAUAUUAUUCAGGAGAGAGUAAGCCCCCAGCCUAGGGACAGACCUGUCGCUUGGAGCAGUGCUCAUACUACAAGUAAAAGACCUGCCGCAGUAGCGAGGGAAGAAGAGGUUAUAAUCAGUGACAAUAAGCCAUUAUUACUACCAACCGCUAAAACGAUAGGGCAUACAAGUACUGACGGAUCAACCAAUCAUCCAGGACCAAGUGAACACACGUCAGCUGGAAAUAUUAUUCAGGAGAGAGUAAGCUCCCAGCCAAGGGACAGACCUGUCGCUUGGAGCAGUACACAUACUACAACUAAAACACCUACCGCAGUAGCAAGGGAAGAAGAGGUUAUAAUCAGUGACGAUAAGCCAUCAUUACUACCAACCGCUAAAACGAUAGGGCAUACAAGUACUGCCGGAUCAACCAAUCAUCCAGGACCAAGUGAACACACGUCAGCUGGAAAUAUUAUUCAGGAGAGAGUAAGCUCCCAGCCUAGGGACAGAUCUGUCGCUUGGAGCAGUACACACACUACAACUGAAACACCUACCGCAGUAGCGAGGGAAGGAGAGGUUAUAAUCAGUGACGAUAAGCCAUCAUUACUACCAACUGCUAAAACGAUAGGACAUACAAGUACUGACGGAUCAACCAAUCAUCCAGGACCAAGUCAAUACACGUCAGCUGCAAAUAUUAUGCAGGAGAGAAUAAGCCCCCUGUCGAGGGAACGACCUGUCGCUUGGAGCAGUGCUCAUACUACAACUAAAAGACCUGCCACAGUAGCGAGGGAAGAAGAGGUUAUAAUCAGUGACAAUAAGCCAUCAUUACUACCAACUGCUAAAUCGAUAGGGCAUACAAGUACUGACGGAUCAACCAAUCAUUCAGGACCAAGUGAACACACGUCAGCUGGAAAUAUUAUUCAGGAGAGCGUAAGCUCCCAGGCUAGGGAAAGACCUAUCGCUUGGAACAGUGCUAAUACUACAACUAAAAGACCUACCGCAGUAGCGAGGGAAGAAGAGGUUAUAAUCAGUGACAAUAAGCCAUCAUUACUACCAACUGCUAAAACGAUAGGGCAUACAAGUACUGACGGAUCAACCAAUCAUCCAGGACCAAGUCAAUACACGUCAGCUGCAAAUAUUAUGCAGGAGAGAAUAAGCCCCCUGUCGAGGGAAAGACCAGCCGCUUGGAGCAGUGCUCAUACUACAAGUAAAAGACCUGCCGCUGUUGCGAGCGAAGAAGAGGUUAUAAUCAGUGACAAUGAGCCAUCAUUAGGAGCAACUGCUAAAACGAUAGGGCAUACAAGUACUGACGGACCAACCAAUCAUCCAGGACCAAGUGAGCACACGUCAGCUGGAAAUAUUAUUCAGGAGAGCGUAAGCUCCCAGGCUAGGGAAAGACCUGUCGCUUGGAACAGUGCUCAUACUACAACUAAAAGACCUGCCACAGUAGCGAGGGAAGAAGAGGUUAUAAUCAGUGACAAUAAGCCAUCAUUACUACCAACUGCUAAAACGAUAGGGCAUACAAGUACUGACGGAUCAACCAAUCAUCCAGGACCAAGUGAACACACGUCAGCUAGAAAUAUUAUUCAGGAGAGCGUAAGCUCCCAGGCUAGGGAAAGACCUGUCGCUUGGAACAGUGCUCAUACUACAACUAAAAGACCUGCCGCAGUAGCGAGGGAAGAAGAGGUUAUAAUCAGUGACAAUAAGCCAUCAUUACUACCAACUGCUAAAACGAUAGGACAUACAAGUACUGACGGAUCAACCAAUCAUCCAGGACCAAGUCAAUACACGUCAGCUGCAAAUAUUAUGCAGGAGAGAAUAAGCCCCCUGUCGAGGGAAAGACCAGCCGCUUGGAGCAGUGCUCAUACUACAAGUAAAAGACCUGCCGCUGUUGCGAGUGAAGAAGAGGUUAUAAUCAGUGACAAUGAGCCAUCAUUAGGAACAACUGCUAAAACGAUAGGGCAUACAAGUACUGACGGAUCAACCAAUCAUCCAGGACCAAGUGAGCACACGUCAGCUGGAAAUAUUAUUCAGGAGAGCGUAAGCUCACAGGCUAGGGAGAGACCUGUCGCUUGGACCAGUGCUCAUACUACAACUAAAAGACCUGCCACAGUAGCGAGGGAAGAAGAGGUUAUAAUCAGUGACAAUAAGCCAUCAUUACUACCAACUGCUGAAACGAUAGGGCAUACAAGUACUGACGGAUCAACCAAUCAUCCAGGACCAAGUGAGCACACGUCAGCUAGAAAUAUUAUUCAGGAGAGCGUAAGCUCCCAGGCUAGGGAAAGACCUGUCGCUUGGAACAGUGCUCAUACUACAACUAAAAGACCUGCCGCAGUAGCGAGGGAAGAAGAGGUUAUAAUCAGUGACAAUAAGCCAUCAUUACUACCAACUGCUAAAACGAUAGGACAUACAAGUACUGACGGAUCAACCAAUCAUCCAGGACCAAGUCAAUACACGUCAGCUGCAAAUAUUAUGCAGGAGAGAAUAAGCCCCCUGUCGAGGGAAAGACCAGCCGCUUGGAGCAGUGCUCAUACUACAAGUAAAAGACCUGCCGCUGUUGCGAGUGAAGAAGAGGUUAUAAUCAGUGACAAUGAGCCAUCAUUAGGAACAACUGCAAAAACGAUAGGGCAUACAAGUACUGACGGAUCAACCAAUCAUCCAGGACCAAGUGAGCACACGUCAGCUGGAAAUAUUAUUCAGGAGAGCGUAAGCUCACAGGCUAGGGAGAGACCUGUCGCUUGGAACAGUGCUCAUACUACAACUAAAAGACCUGCCACAGUAGCGAGGGAAGAAGAGGUUAUAAUCAGUGACAAUAAGCCAUCAUUACUACCAACUGCUGAAACGAUAGGGCAUACAAGUACUGACGGAUCAACCAAUCAUCCAGGACCAAGUCAAUACACGUCAGCUGCAAAUAUUAUGCAGGAGAGAAUAAGCCCCCUGUCGAGGGAAAGACCUGCCGCUUGGAGCAGUGCUCAUACUACAAGUAAAAGACCUGCCGCUGUUGCGAGCGAAGAAGAGGUUAUAAUCAGUGACAAUGAGCCAUCAUUAGGAACAACUGCUAAAACGAUAGGGCAUACAAGUACGGACGGAUCAACCAAUCAUCCAGGACCAAGUGAACCCACGUCAGCUGGAAAUAUUAUUCAGGAGAGCGUAAGCUCCCAGGCUAGGGAAAGACCUGUCGCUUGGAGCAGUGCUCAUACUACAACUAAAAGACCUGCCGCAGUAGCGAGGGAAGAAGAGGUUAUAAUCAGUGACAAUAAGCCAUCAUUACUACCAACUGCUGAAACGAUAGGGCAUACAAGUACUGACGGAUCAACCAAUUAUCCAGGACCAAGUGAGCACACGUCAGCUGGAAAUAUUAUUCAGGAGAGCGUAAGCUCCCAGGCUAGGGAAAGACCUGUCGCUUGGAACAGUGCUCAUACUACAACUAAAAGACCUGCCGCAGUAGCGAGGGAAGAAGAGGUUAUAAUCAGUGACAAUAAGCCAUCAUUACUACCAACUGCUAAAACGAUAGGACAUACAAGUUCUGACGGAUCAACCAAUCAUCCAGGACCAAGUCAAUACACGUCAGCUACAAAUAUUAUGCAGGAGAGAAUAAGCCCCCUGUCGAGGGAAAGAACUGCCGCUUGGAGCAGUGCUCAUACUACAAGUAAAAGACCUGCCGCUGUUGCGAGCGAAGAAGAGGUUAUAAUCAGUGACAAUGAGCCAUCAUUAGGAACAACUGCUAAAACGAUAGGGCAUACAAGUACUGACGGAUUAACCAAUCAUCCAGGACCAAGUGAGCACACGUCAGCUGGAAAUAUUAUUCAGGAGAGCGUAAGCUCCCAGGCUAGGGAAAGACCUGUCGCUUGGAACAGUGCUCAUACUACAACUGAAAGACCUGCCACAGUAGCGAGGAAAGAAGAGGUUAUAAUCAGUGACAAUAAGCCAUCAUUAUUACCAACUGCUAAAACGAUAGAGCAUACAAGUACUGACGGAUCAACCAAUCAUCCCGGACCAAGUGAACACACGUCAGCUGGAAAUAUUAUUCAGGAGAGCGUAAACUCCCAGGCUAGGGAAAGACCUGUCGCUUGGAACAGUGCUCAUACUACAACUGAAAGACCUGCCACAGUAGCGAGGGAAGAAGAAGUUAUAAUCAGUGACAAUAAGCCAUCAUUACUACCAACUGCUAAAACGAUAGGACAUACAAUUACUGGCCGAUCAACCAAUCAUCCAGGACCAAGUGAACACACGUCUGCUGCUAAUAUUAUUCAGGAGAGAAUAAGCUCCCUGUCGAAGGAAAGACCAGUCACUUGGAGCAGUGCACAUACUACAAGUAAAACACCUGCCGCAGUAGCGAGGGAAGAAGAGGUUAUAAUCAGUGACAAUAAGCCAUCAUUACUACCAACUGCUAAAACGAUAGGGCAUACAAGUACUGACGGAUCAACCAAUCAUCCAGGACCAAGUGAACACACGUCAGCUGGAAAUAUUAUUCAGGGGAGAGUAAGCUCUCAGCCUAGGGACAGACCUGUCGCUUGGAGCGGUGCUCAUACUACAAGUAAAAGACCUGCCGCAGUAGCGAGGGAGGAAGAGGUUAUAAUCAGUGACAAUAAGCCAUCAUUAGGAACGACUGUUAAAACGGCAGGGCAUUCAAGUACAGGCGGAUUAACCAGUGAACCACGUCCAAGUGAACACGUGUUAUCUGGAAAUAUCAUUCAAGGAAAAGUAAGCACCCUGUCGUGGGAAAGACCUACUCCUUGGAUCAAAGCUGAUACCAUAAGUGAAGGUACUGCCAAAACAGCGUGGCAGAGAGAGGCUAUAAUCAGUGGCAGUAAGUCGUCAUCAGUAAAAAUUGUUGAAACGAUUGGGCAUACAAGUACAGAAAGACCGACAAGUCGUCCAAAACCAACUGAACAAACGUCACCAGAAUCGACUAUUUAUGACAGAAUUAACACCAUUUCGAGCAGUACCCCCACCAUUUGGAGCAGUGCUAAUACUACAACUGACGGAACUGUCACAGCCGCGAAACACGGAGAGACUAUAAUCAGUAACAGUAAGCCAUCAUUAGGAACAAUUAUUGAAACGAUUGUACAUACAGCUACAGAUAGACCGACAAGUGAGCCAACUGAACAAACGUCAUCCGGAACAAUUAUUUAUGACAGAAUUAACACCAUUUCGAGCGGAACACCCAUCACUUGGAGCGGUGCUGAUACUACAAUUAUAGGAACUGUCACCGCAGUGGGGCACUGAGAAAAUGUAAUCAGUAGCAGUAAACCAUCAUUAGUAACAAUUAGUGGAUAGGGCAUAGGGCAUACAAGUGCAGGAAUAUCAACAAAUAGUUCAGGACCAAGUGAACAGACGUCAUCUGAAACUAGUAUUCAAGAUAGAAUAACACCAUCUCGAGCGAAACACCCACCACUUGGAACAGUGCUGAAACCUCCACUGAAGGAACUGCCACAACAGGGGAGGAAGAUCAACAAGUAUGUCAGGGUCAGCUUGACAGCUUCAUCUAGAUCUACUAAAGAAGGUACCGAUAGCGUCACUUGAAUUAGAAGGUCCACUACUUCAGGCAGAUUUGAAGGUACGGUAGAAGUUCAAUCAAUGACUCGCUAGUAGCAAUGGACCAUAUUUGAUAACCGCCAGUGAAACUGAAGAGACAGAUACUGACAAAUAAUCAAGUCAUUCAGGGUUAACUAGUGAAACUGCAGUUGGUUUUACUGGCAGAGACAUUUAGAAAGCGCAGGAACCGCAAUUGGAGAAACUAGCACAAUUGGAAAGUGAGCUUAUCAUUAGUGAUUUUAUUAAAUUACUUUUAAUGUUGUUGAGGUGUAUAAUUUUCGAUUCGUGGAUAUGGUGGUAGGAGGAAUUUUUGUGACCAUAAAUUUGUGGUCAUACUGAUUUGCACACAUUGUAGCACAGAAAAUGUUCUUAUAAUUCUGGUUAUCAUUAAAAGUUCUAUGACUGGAAAUACUAAUAGUUUUACUCUAAAGUCAUGCAAAUGCCAUUAUUGCUGUAGAAGAUUGAAUAAUAAAAAAGGUUAGAUAGUAAAGUAUUUAACAAGAAUUUCCAUUAUACUUAUUAUUUCCUCUUAUUUACCUUAAAAUCGACACUUCCUAUUCAUAUUUUAUGAAUCAACUUUAUGAAUAACACAUUGGACAAACGUUUAAUUGAUUUCCAUAUACAAGGGAUGAUCAUAAUUUAUAUUCAUACAUGUUUAUCUUUCAUAGUAUAAUUUCCACAUAAAUUUCUAAUUCGUAGAAACAAUACGUGGAUUAUCCAUUUAUGCAUUGAUUAACUAUAAUACUUUGAUUAUUUCAUAAAUAUAACAUCUAUACUUGAUGUCACGAGAGUCCAUAACUAAGCGCGCAGGUUGGAAGAUGGCGGGGGAACGCAGCGAUGGUGGGGAAAAGCGAUCCGCCAAUCGCUUUCCACUUCCGCUGGAAGUAUCACCAAUCAGAACGACAAUGCGCAGAAAAGAACGAAAACUGGUCUUUUCGCAGUUAUGGACUCUCGUGACAUCAAGUAUACAUACAGUAUUUAUAUUUUAGACUUAAAAAGUUACAAACAUUCUUCAAAUAAGAAGUCGAACGCAAAAGUCCAGGUAUUAGUGCUUAAGCGUAAUUGCAAUGCAGAUGUGCCACCAUUAAUCCCAAUUAAAAUAUCAUUUCUAAAAUUACGUAUGUAUGAACAAUAAGCCACCAUACCGCGUAUAAUAAUUCAAUUGUGUCUACUGUUACGCAAAUAUCUUAAUUAUACCAAGUUUGUUGAUAAACAAACGUUAAUUAAAGAAACAAGUCGAUUAGCUA
Molecule: messenger RNA, 8756 nt
Organism: Osmia lignaria (orchard mason bee)
Lineage: Eukaryota; Metazoa; Arthropoda; Insecta; Hymenoptera; Megachilidae
Source: RefSeq, a predicted model, not a curated record